AUUCUGUGGUUGAGACUCUCUGGUUGCAAGUUGCAAGCAAUAACCUAACAAAAAUAAACCAAUUUUUCAGAAGAAAAACUGAAAAAUAAACAAAUAUGAAUAUACCCAGCAAACGAUUACUGAAAAAAAUUUUAUGCCAAAAUCUUCAAUUCAUUAGCAGAAGAUCUAUCACAUCAGAAGAGCUCGGGAGACAAAAUGAUUUAUUUGUCGCUGAACGAAAGAGACAAAUAGAGAAAGUAGGAAGAAUUGAAAAAAUUGAGGUGGAACAUAUUGGUCCAAAUGAAACUACAGUAUUAGUCAUGAAUAAAAAUUUAUCCACACCUUACGAUUGUGCUAAGCACCUGGGUGAAACAUUUAUGAAAAGAUCUGCAGUCGCUCUUAUUAAUCAGACCACCUUAUGGCAUAUGCAUAAACCAAUACCUGAGUCCUGCAAGCUUGAGUUAUUACACUAUCAUGCUCAACAAGCAAAUUUAGUAAACAAGGUUUAUUGGAGAACAUGCAGUUUUCUUUUAGGAGCUGUAAUUAGUACUGCUUUUAAAGAUGAUGUAGAGGUUCGAUUACAUAGCUUUCCUAGUCCAAAUGUACGGUCUGGAAGCUUCGUUUAUGAUGUUCAACUUUCCUUAGAUAAUUGGGAACCUAAAGCUAAUGAGUUAAAAGUUCUAUCAAUUGAAAUGAUUAAAUUCUGCCAACAAAAUCAUCCGUUACAUUGUCUGGACGUUUCUGUGGAUUUUGCAUUGGAAAUUUUCAAAAAGAACCCUCAUAAAACAAAGCAAAUACCAGAUAUUGCAGCAAAUAAUAGUGGUAAAAUAACCUUGUUUAAAGUUGGUCAGCAUAUAGAUAUUUCAAAAGGUCCAAUGGUAACAAAUACCAGUCAUAUUGGAAGGUUUACUGUUUCUAAUAUUUUCAAGUUAGAUACCGAUAUAGAAGGUGGAGGUAUCUAUAGAUUCCAGGGUGUUUCAUUGCCAAGUUCAUUGGUUCUUGAUCAUUUUUCUUAUGGAAUAUUAGAGGAAAGAGCUAAAGAAAAGAAUCCUGCAAAAAUUCCUGGUUCUCAAGUUAUAGUGAAUGAAGAUGAUAGUUUUGUGAGCAAUAUGGCAGUGUAAAUAAUAUGAAUAUUAUCCCUUAAUUAAU
Messenger RNA from Coccinella septempunctata (seven-spotted ladybird), 1128 nucleotides. It is a transcript of the gene mRpL39, whose product is annotated as 39S ribosomal protein L39, mitochondrial. The transcript is spliced from 5 exons. Gene Ontology annotation, biological process: threonyl-tRNA aminoacylation. Gene Ontology annotation, molecular function: threonine-tRNA ligase activity; nucleotide binding. The record is from RefSeq and is a predicted model, not a curated record. Bases 96 to 1100 code for a protein of 334 amino acids. Gene Ontology annotation, cellular component: mitochondrion. NCBI's taxonomy places the organism in Eukaryota, Metazoa, Arthropoda, Insecta, Coleoptera, Coccinellidae.